AUGCUCUCUGUCAGCAUAGCAGUAUUCAGUAUUUUCGCUGCUCUGUGGCCGGUUAGCGCCCAACGUCGAAUCAUUCCAAUGGAACGGCCGCCAGACUUGCCGGUGGAGACUAAUCCGUUUGCUUCGAAUCUUCGGCUUCCAACCGAAUGGCCUCUCCCAGCCACUGCUAAACCACCGUUGCCACCCGUAUGGAAUUCUGAUGUUCCCUCAUUCUUGCGGUCUCACAAGAAUGACGAAACUGUAUUUACUACACGACCACCACCACUCUUCACGCCCCCACCACUUAUUGCCCUUCCACCGGCAUUUUCAUCACCAUUUCCUCCCAUUGUUCAGCCACCACUUUUCACACCUUCACCCUCGAAAAUUGGCCAGCCUCCACUGCCACCCCUUUUUCCUCCACCACCACCUCCUCCAUUUCCGCUUUUGACCCCUCCACCCCCUCCAGCUGCUAUGCCUAAAUACUCACUACCAGUGCCGUUUUCGAUGGCACCGACUUCUAACACCACAAUGAAGCCAAUCAAUAUCGAUCCGGAAGCGAUUAUGAGCGUGCCCGAAAUUAUUCGUCACUGGGGAUAUCCUGUGGAAGUGCAUCACGUCGUAACAGCUGAUGGCUACAUUCUGACGUUGCAUCGCAUUCCACAUGGGAGAAGUGAGUUCCACGGUUCAGGGAAAUCUACUCUUACCUGA
Molecule: messenger RNA, 687 nt
Organism: Cooperia oncophora
Lineage: Eukaryota; Metazoa; Nematoda; Chromadorea; Rhabditida; Trichostrongylidae
Source: the annotation of a GenBank genome assembly